AUGAGCUCCGCGGGCCGCCGGGCGCUGACGGGGCUCCGUGCGGGCGGGCGGGCCGACCCGGGGCCGCAGAGCGGGUCGCGCCUGGGGCCGCAGAGCGGGCCGCGCCUGGGGUCGCGCCUGGGGUCGCGCCUGGGGCCGCAGAGCGGGCCGCGCCUGGGGUGCUGCCCGGGCCGGGACGCGACGUGCGCCGGCCGGGGCUGGCGGGCGGACGGCGCCUUCGGGACGUGCUUCUGCGACGAGGGCUGCCGGCGCGCCGGGGACUGCUGCCACGACCACGGCCACGCGUGCCCAGCUGUCCCGUGCGUGGUGGGUGAGUGGAGUCACUGGAGCGGCUGUGCGGAGCACUGCAAGCCCGGCCUGCGCCUGCGCCGGCGCCGCGCGCAGCAGGAGCCCCGCAACGGCGGCGAGCCCUGCCCGCCGCUGCAGGAGAGCGCCGGCUGCCUCCGCUACCUGGAUCUCCAGGGGAGGCACUGCGGGCACGAGCACGUCCCUGCUUUCAUCACUACCUCUGAAUACAGUAAGGAGAGGAAGCAGCGAGCAGCAUCUCCUCUCUGGUCUGCAGAAAAAGAAGUCGGAUACUGCGUGGAGUUUCGGACAGAGUCGCUUUCGCAGCACUGCGCUUUGGAGAGCCGGCCGUACGCCCGGUGGAUGCAGUACCUACGAGAAGGACACACCGUGUGUGUCACCUGCCAGCCCCCUGCCAUGAACACCGACACCCAGCGCUGCUCUGGAGAUGGCCACAACGCGGAUGGAGGCAAAAUCUUGCACUGGGAAGCAGUCGGCAACCCUCGCUGCCAAGGAACCUGGAAGAAAGUUCGGCAACUGGAGGAGUGUUCAUGUCCCCCCGUGCAUAGCUUUAUUUUUACGUAAAAGUUCCAAAGACCUUUCAACGGCAACAAUAAAAAAAAUAAGAAAAUUAACACUAAURCCAUGAAAUGUGCACCUCUG
Nothoprocta perdicaria is the source of this 948-nucleotide messenger RNA. It is a transcript of the gene SBSPON, whose product is annotated as somatomedin B and thrombospondin type 1 domain containing. Lineage: Eukaryota; Metazoa; Chordata; Aves; Tinamiformes; Tinamidae. The record is from RefSeq and is a predicted model, not a curated record. Bases 1 to 870 code for a protein of 289 amino acids. The transcript has 6 exons.